AUGGUACUCGGUGUGAUAUUGACAUUCUUGGUACUCAGUAUUUGGGCAGUGACUGGAUUUGUGGAACCGAUUUCCAUUAAAGGUAGGCAUUUCUAUGGGAGCCAAACCAAUCAACCAUUUUUCAUCAAAGGAGUUGAUUAUCAACCUGGCGGAUCAUCUGGCGUCUCUGGCGGAACAGACCCUCUUUCCGACCCGGAAUCGUGUGCAAGAGACAUAGCUCUAUUCCAAGAUUUGGGAAUUAACACGAUUCGUGUUUAUUCUAUCAAUCCUAAUUUGAAUCAUGAUAAGUGUAUGACACUCUUGGCUAUCGCUGGAAUUUAUCUUGUCUUGGAUGUGAACUCACCAUUAAAGAAUCAACAUUUGAAUAGGUAUGAGCCUUGGAGUACCUACAAUGAGCUCUAUGCUGAGCAUGUUUUUAAAGUUGUUCAAGAAUUUGCAGCUUUUAAUAACACUUUGGCAUUUUUUGCUGGAAACGAAAUUGUAAAUGACAGAAUAUCCGCUAAGGCAUCUCCGAUCUUUAUUAAAGCUUUGGUAAGGGAUAUGAAAGCUUACAUGGCAAAUCACAUUGAAAGAAUUGUGCCAGUUGGGUACUCUGCAGCAGAUGAUCUAUUAUUUCGUACAUCUCUACCAGAUUACUUACAAUGCGAUGAAGGAAGUGGUGAGGAUACUUCCAUUGAUUUUUAUGGUGUCAAUUCUUAUCAAUGGUGCGGUAAGCAAACUAUGCAGAGCAGUGGAUACGAUAUUCUUGUCAAGGAUUAUGAAAAUUUCCCAAAACCAGUUUUUCUUUCUGAGUAUGGAUGUAAUACCAUCAGACCAAGAGGAUUUCAGGAAGUUGAAACAAUUUAUUCUUCGGAUAUGACUCAUAUUUUCUCGGGUGGUUUAGUCUAUGAAUUCCAUCAAGAAGCAAAUGAGUAUGGUUUGAUUAAAUACGAUUCAUAUGGGAAUGUCCGUUUAUUACCAGAUUUUCACUCCCUCAGAAAAUCCUUCUCCAAUUUACAAAUCAGUUAUGAUAAAGGUGUUAUCGAAAAAGAAAUUAAUGGCAAAAAAGGAUUUCUCAGUAAAGAAGUUAUGACUAAAGCGACAGCUUGUGAUAGUGAAUAUGAAAAUAUUGUUACUGAUUCAAAAUUACCAGAUAACCCAGAAAUACGAUCGAUGAUUGAAACUGGAGUUGUAAGUGAUAAGGGAAAGUUUGUUCUAUUAACAAAAAAGGAUUUGAGUUCUAAAUUUAAAGUUUUUGAUGUGAAUAAUAUUCCUUAUGGCCAAGCCACAACUAUCAAAAUUGCGGAUUCUUCAAAUCAGAAUAGAGAAGAAAUUACAACAAUUUCAAGUGAUCUGUCAGAAAAGAAGAAGAAGAAGAAAUCAAAAAAUGUAAUUAUGAAAUUUUUCUUCAAAAACGAUGGUAGCGAACCCCAUAGUACCUAA
This is a messenger RNA of Saccharomycopsis crataegensis, 1422 nucleotides long. It is a transcript of the gene GAS4, whose product is annotated as 1,3-beta-glucanosyltransferase. The transcript has 5 exons. Gene Ontology annotation, molecular function: 1,3-beta-glucanosyltransferase activity. The coding region runs from base 1 to 1422 and encodes 473 amino acids. Gene Ontology annotation, biological process: fungal-type cell wall organization; fungal-type cell wall (1->3)-beta-D-glucan biosynthetic process. Lineage: Eukaryota; Fungi; Ascomycota; Saccharomycetes; Ascoideales; Saccharomycopsidaceae. The record is from RefSeq and is a predicted model, not a curated record. Gene Ontology annotation, cellular component: plasma membrane.